This is a messenger RNA of Penicillium taxi, 1080 nucleotides long. RefSeq names its product serine/threonine protein kinase. Gene Ontology annotation, molecular function: ATP binding; protein serine/threonine kinase activity. The record is from RefSeq and is a predicted model, not a curated record. The transcript has 3 exons. The coding region runs from base 1 to 1080 and encodes 359 amino acids. Lineage: Eukaryota; Fungi; Ascomycota; Eurotiomycetes; Eurotiales; Aspergillaceae. Gene Ontology annotation, biological process: protein phosphorylation. Gene Ontology annotation, cellular component: cytoplasm.
AUGUUGCUCUUGGACAACAGAGUGCUAGCUCUGGUAAUGGUCUGUUUUUUGCAGAUAUCCUUCGCCAGCCUACUAGAGAAACGUGCUAUGCCUCUUUUUAUCAGGCAAUGGCAGCUCUGGCACACCUAUAGCGGAGUAGUCAACCAAGUAGACCCCUUUACUGCGCCGACGAUACCAGCCAGCAUUCCCUAUGGCUAUAUAGGAUCGAACAACGGAAAGAUCUCAUCUUUCCUUUUCCAGGCGCAGCCUGAAGAUUGCGACAAUACAAAUGUUCAAGCGGUGAAGGUACUGGGCGAAGGUUCUUACGGAGUGGUGUAUAAGGGCAAGGUUGUUGAACCGGCAUCCCAAGCCGGUACAUUUGUGGCAGUCAAAUACACCAAGUCGAGAAAUCCGACAGCAAGAAUGUUGACUGGUGCGCGUAUCCAGUCGAGCAUCGACAGCCAAUAUGUCCUCAAGGUUUAUGGUUAUUUUCAGACUCAGCAGGGUACAGGUGGUUUGAUUACGCCCAUUAUCGCCGGUGGUGGGCUAAGAGAUCAGACAAUUGAUAUUCAAGGUGUGGGCGAGAGCAUGGUUAAUAAGGUAUUCAAGCAAAUUCUCCAGGGGGUAUCUGCCCUCCAUAGCCGAAGGGUGAUGCAUCGUGAUAUCAAGCCUGAUAAUAUCCUGUGGGAUGGUACUACUGCUUAUAUCGCCGACAUGGACACCGCAUCGACAGAGUCAUCUACGAGAGAGAUUGUUGUGGCCAAGGGAGAUGGAAUUGGUACUCCUGGAUACAUUUCGCCUGAACAAUUGAAUCUCCAAAUGUACACCAAAUCAGUUGAUGUCUUCGCAGUGGGCAUGACAUGGGUGAGGAUGAACGUCAAUGAGAUGUGGGAAGGAAAGCCAUUCCUAAAGUUCUGGAAGGCCGUUGUGCAGCCAGUGAGUGGAAACAUGUACAACACACCACAGGAAGUCAGUUCCAUACUUCAGGAGUACGAAAUAUCCCGGGAUAUGCGGAACCUUUUGAAAGAUGUGCUUUGUGGACCAGCUGAGCGUAUAACCAUUGACCAGUUUUUGGCUCGCUGGCGCACAAUAAAAGGCUGA